Ilex paraguariensis (yerba mate) is the source of this 378-nucleotide messenger RNA. Lineage: Eukaryota; Viridiplantae; Streptophyta; Magnoliopsida; Aquifoliales; Aquifoliaceae. The record is from the annotation of a GenBank genome assembly.
AUGUCAAUGGCGGAUGUUGGCGCAGGAGGUGAAGAUGUUGUUGUUACUUUUGAUGGGAUUGCAAUACUUACUCCAAGGUGCCGAUACAAUGUUGAACUUCAUCUGUCAUUUUUGCGGCUCCAAGGACAAGCAAACGAUUUCAAAAUUCAGUACAGCAGUGUUGUUCGUCUUUUUCUACUGCCUAAGUCUAACCAACCACACACGUUUGUUAUCGUUACUCUUGAUCCACUCAUCCGAAAAGGCCAGACUUUGUACCCACAUAUAGUGUUGCAGUUUGAAACAGAUUAUGUGGUAGAAAGCACAUUGUCUGUGAAGGAAGAUCUUUUGAAUACCAAGUACAAGGACAAGUUAGAACCAACAUAUAAGGUAAAUAUUUAA